Molecule: messenger RNA, 3510 nt
Organism: Onychostoma macrolepis
Lineage: Eukaryota; Metazoa; Chordata; Actinopteri; Cypriniformes; Cyprinidae
Gene: mxra8a
Product: matrix-remodelling associated 8a
Exons: 10
Coding region: 214-1566 (450 amino acids)
Biological process (GO): establishment of glial blood-brain barrier; cell adhesion
Cellular component (GO): membrane; cell surface
Source: RefSeq, a predicted model, not a curated record
GUGCUUAAAGGGGCAGGCCAAGCGGAGAGAGCGUGAAUACUGAAGGUGGGUCCGUGGAGCAGACUGCCGCUGCCACUGCUGCUGAUGUCGCUGGUCGACUAACAGCAAGUUUUUCUUCGACAUAGAAGUUUGUCAGGAGAAUAAAUAGUGCUAAUUCGGCUUUAUUCUGCUUUCAACACAUCCUAGAGUGAUUAACCCAAUAGGAUAACGGACAUGAAUUUGGCUGUACCCAUGUGCGCUCGAGCGCUUUUCUUGGCUCAACUUCUGGCUUCAUUCCUCUUCAGCCCUGUGCUAGGCCAAAAUGAUGGCAGUGGUGUGGUGGUGGCCAUGUACAAUAUCAGCGCCUCCCAGGGAUCUCAGGCGGUAUUGCAAUGUCAUAGUCAGCGCAUGGUGUGGACACAAGACCGCUUAAAGGACCGCCAAAGAGUAGUGCACUGGGAUUUACUUCGUAGUGGCCCAGACCUCGCAAUGGAACGUGUCAUAGACAUGUUUUCUGCUGGAGACCAGCGCAUCUACAACGGCUACAACCAGGGCCGUAUUAACAUGCCCAAGACUGCUUUUAAGGAUGGCAACUUCUCAUUGGUGAUCAAAGAUGUUGCAAUGAGUGACAAAGGAAUCUACUCCUGUAACCUGCAUCAUCAUUACUGCCACCUGUACGAGUCAAUCAAAGUUCAGCUCAAUGUCACCAAAUCAGCACGUAAGGAGAGGCGGUUUUGGGACGGUCAGAAGGCAGUGUUUGUGGUUCUGGUGGGCAGCACGGUGGUUCUCCCUUGCGUUAACCGCCGGCCUAUCUGGACAGAGGGCAACAGUCAGGAGGACCAACAACAAGUGGUGCACUGGGACCGUCAGCCUCCAGGGGUCCGACACGACCGUGCCGAUCGGCUCAUCGACUUGUACGCUUCUGGUGAGAGGCGUCACUACGGACCACUGUUCGUUCAGCAAAAGAUGAAUAUUUCUGCCACUGCGUUCUCGCAGGGAGAUUUCUCUCUGAUCAUCUCAGACAUCCAGCCUCUGGAUAAGGGGCUAUACUCCUGUCAUCUCCACCAUCACUACUGCGGUCUGCAUGAGAGACGCAUCUUCCAGCUUACUGUGACACCUCCAGUCCCUCAGAUCCCUCAGGAACCCACAGAUGGACCUCAGUAUCUUCCCAAUGAAGACCCAAACACCAAUAUGGUGGAAGUGCCGCCACACGUAAUCAAUGUCAUCUUGCCAGAGCAAAGGAGUCACUUCCUGCAGCAGCUGGGCUACAUCCUGGCGACUCUCCUCUUACUGGCCCUUAUCGUGUUGGCUGUCAUUCUCCUCACACGUCACCGGAAAAGACAAGACCAGGAUUUUGAUCCACGGAAAGUCGAAAGUCCACCUCUGCCGACGGUGACGUAUGUGGGCCACACAUCAAGUGUUAAGAAAGAAUGUGAGCGAAGCAUCCCAGAGAUGAAGUCAAGCAACCAAGAGGAGACGAAGUUGGAUUACAAGAACAAUCUUCUGAAGGAAGCGGAAAUGUCCAAACUUUGCUCCCAAAAAGCUAUUGACCUGGACAGAGAGAUGGAGAAGCCAUCUUGGAAAUAAGAGGUACCAUGCCACUGGCUGGUCCAGGGGCAGAUUUGGAAACGGACGAAGAAUGAAAUGUGGAGAGGUGACAAUAUGGCAAGGAAAUAAAUGAAAAGGAGAGAAGGACACAGCUGUGUCGGUUUUUUUUGUCCUGACUCAAGACCCAUCAUAUUUUUGGCUCUUGUGAAGCUUGCAGGAAGCACCAGAGUCUCACCAGCAGUAUUUUGGACAACUGAUAUGUCAGACUAAUGACAAACAACUGUUUUAGAACACUAAAACGACAAGCAAAAAGCUUAAAAAUGUAAGAGUCUGCAUUUUUUUAAAUGAAUUUUUGCCCAGUGCUGCCACGCGCUUUAUGAGUGAGAAUAAAACACACCCAGAAUUCUGUGAGGUAUGGGCUAUGUAAGGAUGAGGCAUGGCCGAGGCUGUGACAUAAACAGUUAGCUCAGAAGCUUUAUGUGAGGAAGAACCUUCUUAUUCUUUGUGGAAUCAAAAAAAGUUUGCAAUUUAGGUGGUACUUUUGUAAUUAAAAGUGUAAUUAAAAAUCCACAGCUGUAUGGCCACAAAUAUCGCAGAUAAAAUGCAUUUUUAGGCUUUGUUCAUAUUCUUUUUUUAUCUUCUCAGUAGGUUUAAGCUGUGCUUUCUGAAAUAUACAAUUCAUAAGCAUUUUUUUUGUACCUUUACUGUAUUAUAUGAACACUGAAAAAAAAGAUUAAUUUAAUUUACAAUAUUUUUUAAGGUAAGUGGUUGCAAUUAAUUUAUUUUAGCUACAUUUAAAUAAAUUUAGCUAAAACACGAACUAAAUUUGUUUAUUUAAAUGUAGCUAAAAUAAAUUGAUUGCAACACUUACCUUAAAAAAUGUAGUAAAUUCAAUUAAUCAUUUUUUUUCAGCUACAUUUAAAUAAACAAACAAACAAACAAACAAACAAACAAAUUAUUAGCCUUUUUUUUCAGUGUGAACAGCAUGAUUAUUAAAAGUUCCAUUUUAAUAAUCAUACUAGGUCAAGUAUAUUUUGCUUAUAAUGUUGAUCUGUCUAUGUGGUUAUGUAAACUCAUAAUUUAGCCCAGAUUGAAUCUUUUCUAUGCUGAAUUUUCUAUGCUGGUUUUGUAUAACAGUUUUUAACAUGGAGAUUAAAGGCUACAUUCUUAUUGGUAUUUGAACACACUGUCAGUUUAGCCAAAAUAUUUCAAUAUGCUAUGUCAUAAUAUUCUAAACCUAUUUAAAUCCGUUUUUUUUCCUUCUCAUUUUGAUAUUCUAUUCCCAUUUCUAACUGUGUUAGCACAAAAAGCUACAAUUCCCUUAAUGUGUAACAUUUUCUAUCACAAUCUUCUGUAUCCUAUCAUCUAGAAAUAUUGUCUUUUCAUGUUAUUGUUUGUAUAUUAUCAUAUUUACUUUAUUUUCAAGUUACAAACCUUACUAACUGCCUUUGUCACAGUUUAUUUGAAUAUUCUACCAUUUAAUGUAUUAAUCCAUACUUGCAGCUUUGAGGUUAUUUGCAGCAAACCGUUAAGUGUGAAACUGAUUCAAAUGCAUCAAGGUACUUGUUAAACAUGAAAAUAAUUUAAUUUUAGUAGUAUGGCUAUGAAUAUUCAGGCAUGAUAGAUGCAAACAUUUCUUUUCUAGCUUGCUCAAAUCAGUGUUAUGCAAUGUGUACUGCUUUAUCUUUAACAGUUUAUUAUGGUGAAGCUGAAGCAAUGCUUUUGCCCAUUAUGAUAAUUGUAUGACACUCAGCCAGCCUCCUUUUUGAUUUCCUUAAAGGCUCCAAAUAAGAAUGUGUUAAUAUCAUUGAUUGAGAUUGCAAGAGGAAUUUGCUGGGUAGACCACAAUGCUUUUGGUACAUGAUGCCACAUAAUGAAUCAUCCUGAAGUGGUUUUAUUAUUGAUGAUUUAAUUUUCCAGUUCACUGCCAAUGUUCUCUCAUUCAAAGCAGAAUAAAAUAAACACAUUGUAACCUCUGGAUUA